This is a messenger RNA of Xylaria bambusicola, 1765 nucleotides long. RefSeq names its product CAF1-domain-containing protein. The coding region runs from base 249 to 1736 and encodes 495 amino acids. Lineage: Eukaryota; Fungi; Ascomycota; Sordariomycetes; Xylariales; Xylariaceae. Gene Ontology annotation, molecular function: nucleic acid binding; poly(A)-specific ribonuclease activity. The transcript has 2 exons. Gene Ontology annotation, cellular component: CCR4-NOT complex; P-body; CCR4-NOT core complex. The record is from RefSeq and is a predicted model, not a curated record.
GAAUAUUCCUAUUCUCCCCUGUCCCCACGAGCCUCAAUUAGUGUAGAGUUGGCAGAGUUGGGCGCAACAGCGCAAUCCACGCCAAGCUUGGCCUCCGCGCCGUACAACGUCCGCCCUUCGGCUCACGAGCUUGCUGUCCCAUCCCCCUCCCACCUCCCAUGUCGCCCGCCUGUCUGCCUUUCUUCAUACAAGCACCAAGGGGAACCCCGUGAAGUCGACAGUCCGAGAAACCUACACUGGCAUCACUAAUGGCGCCUCCUUCGCGCUUUGGCGGCGGCCCGCCAGCCAUGCCACCUUAUCAGCACCAGUUUCCCCAACAUGCUCCCACACAUGCGUCACAUCAACAGACAUCUCUCGCGAACCCGCCAUUUCUAACACAACAGUUGAGUCCUUUCGCAACUAAUGGGCUUGGGUUAGCUGGUGGCAUGGGCGCUGCUGCGUCCAGCUUCCAGGUUGGUGAGCAGACAGGUUUCGCAAGUCAAGCUGCGAGGGCCGGAUUCCAGCAGGCCACUGCGUUACAACAACAGCAGCAGCAACAGCAACAGCACCCCCACCAACAGUCCCAUAACCAGCCAGGAGACCGAGCUGCACGAGCCGCGGGUGGAGCCAAAGGCCGGAUACGAGAUGUAUGGAGGCAUAACUUCGAAGAGGAGAUGAUACUGCUCAUGGAUUUGGCCGAAGAUUACCCCUACAUAGCUAUGGAUACUGAAUUUCCUGGAAUCGUCGGGCGGCCAAUGGGGAACUUCCGGGGGAAGAGUGACUACCACUACCAGUGCCUGCGGGUCAACGUCGACAUGCUGAAGGUGAUACAAAUAGGCAUUAGCUUAUUUAACGAGAAAGGCGAAACACCCGCUGACAAUGCACACAACAACCCUCUCAAUGACGCCGGUCCCGGUGCCAGGCGGCAGGCCCAAUCACAAAUUCCUCUUGCGUGGCAAUUUAACUUCAAGUUUGCGUUGAAGGACGAAAUGUACAACCAAGCCUCGAUCGAGUCACUGCAACAAGCCGGGAUUGACUUCAAUCUCCUUGAGCGCGACGGUAUCGAUCCUAGGAAGUUCGCUGCCCUCUUCGUAGUUUCAGGCUUUGUAUGCUUUGAUAGUAUCAAGUGGCUUUCCUUCCAUGGAGGAUAUGAUUUCGGUUACUUGACGAAACUCUUGUCGGAUACAAAGCUUGCAAAUGACGAGAGUGAAUUUGACAAAGUCAUGAAGAAGUGGUUCCCCCAGACGUACGAUGUCAAGCAUCUGAUGAAGUACGCCGUCAAGCUCCACAACAGUGGCAUUUUGACCCCAACAGACCCCUCGACAACGGAAAUACUACAGAAAUUCGAACAGAAAUCAGGCUUAGAAAGCAUUGCUGAGGCACUCAAGAUUAAGCGUCUAGGGGCUGCUCAUCAAGCUGGUUCUGAUAGUCUGCUCACUGGCAAAGUAUUCUUCCAGUUGCGAGAGAAGAUAUAUAACGGCGACAUAUCGGAGGAUCAUAUCGGAAAGAUCUGGGGUUUGGGGUUCAGCGGCAUGGAGAUGCCACUGCAGCAGCCAGUCAACACUGAUAACACUCCACCAGGGGGUACGAAUGGCAGUAACACAAAUGGCGGUCCCAGCACUCCGAGCACCGCUAGUGUUGGGCUAGCCAGUACUCCUGCUGCGCAGUCGCACAACACGAACGGCAUGGGACCUAUGACACCCGGCGGAGGCGGUGGCGUAUUCGGUCAAUUCAACUUCCCUUCUAAUCCCAGAUAGAAUCCGUUAGAAGUAAAUGAGUCAGGGGU